Messenger RNA from Herpailurus yagouaroundi (jaguarundi), 2338 nucleotides. It is a transcript of the gene BCAS1, whose product is annotated as brain enriched myelin associated protein 1. The record is from RefSeq and is a predicted model, not a curated record. Lineage: Eukaryota; Metazoa; Chordata; Mammalia; Carnivora; Felidae. The coding region runs from base 16 to 1668 and encodes 550 amino acids. Gene Ontology annotation, biological process: myelination. The transcript is spliced from 10 exons.
UCUUCCCCCGAGACAAUGGAGAUGAGCGCUGUUGCGGAUGCCAACGGAAAGAAUCUUGGGAACGAGGCCAAAGCCGGGGCGCCAGCUGCUAAAUCUCGUUUUUUCUUGACACUCGCUCGGCCUGUACCAGGACGUGCUGGAGACCAAGCCACGGAUGCAUCCACUGGGUCAGUGAAGCUUGAUGUCAGCUCCAAUAAAGCUCUAGGGAACAAAGAACCAAGUGAGAGCGUGACUCUUCCGGGGGCAGCUGCACGGGGGCACGACCCAGAUAAAACCCCGGGGCAGAGCCCAGCCGGGGACGAAGGCGUCUCUGCCACUUGGGGACCAGCGCCCGUCUCACCUGAGUCAGGGGGAGCAGCCCCCGCCAAGCCUAAGGACUCCGGCUUUUUUGACAAACUCUUCAAACUGGACAAGGGACGGGAAAAGGCACCAGUGGACAGCCAACAGGAAGCCAAGAGCGCGGAGCGUCAGGACCAGGCCGAGGAAGUCCCUGGAUUGUCAAGGCCUCCCGAUGAUGUCCCUGCAGAGAGGGACAUAGUUGACAGCAAGGGGAAGGAAGGACAAGAGAUCCCAACUGUGAGGUGCUCUGUCCCCGGGGACCCAGAGGAACUGGACGUUGCAAAGGAGGACCCCCAGGCAACAGAUACAACAGAGAACCGCAAUUCCAUCAUGAGCUUCUUUAAAACUCUGGUUUCACCUAACAAAGCUGAAACAAAAAAAGAUCUGGAAGAUACGGCAUCCAAAGCAGAAAGUGUCUGUGAUGGACAAGCUGGGCAGAAGAUCUGUGAGAUCCAAGCUAAAGCCACCAAGAAAAAGCCCCUGCAUAGCCCCAGGCUAGGAUUCGCCUUUAGGAAAUUCUUUAGGCAUAAGGGUGCUGAAAAGCCACCUGUCCCGUCACCUGACGUCCAGUCAGACAAAGCUAACUUUAUAUCCCAGGAGACCAGAGGGACGGCCAAGAAUCCUACAUCCUCUGAAACAGCGAAGGAAGCCCCCAAGGAAAAGGGGGCACCCACCUCUCUGCCUCUGAGCAAACUGUUCUGGAAAAAGUCAGUUAAAGAGGAUUCAGUCCCCGCAGGUGCAGAGGAGAAUGUGGUGUGUGAAUCACCAGUAGAGGUUGUAAAGUCCGAGGAAGUAGAAUCAGCCUUACAAACAGUGGAUCUCAACGAGGAAGGAGAUACCACACCUGAACCCACAGAAGUAAAACUCAAAAGAGAAGACCCCAGACCACCAAGAACCUCCCUGAUGGCGUUUCUCAGACAAAUGUCAGUGAAAGGGGAUGAAGGGAUCACCCACUCAGAAGAAAUAAAUGGGAAAGACUCCAGCUGUCAAACAUCGGACUCCGCGGAGAAGGCCAUCAUGCCCCCGGAGCCGGAGCCGGCAGGGGCAGGCCAGAAGAGCAAGGAGCGUUCCUCCAAAGACAAGAAGGUGGCGGCUGAGGGGGACAAACAGAAGAGCAACAAGCAGGACGCCAAAGAACCCGCCCAGUGUGUGGAGCCGGCCGUGGUGGAGGUGAACUCACUGCAGAACGGGGACAAGUCCCAGAAGAGACCGGAGAAGCGGCGACAGUCCCUCGGCGGCUUCUUUAAGGGCCUGGGACCAAAGCGGAUGUUGGACGCCCAAGUGCAGACAGACCCUGUAUCCAUCGGACCAGCUGGUAAAACCAAGUAAACAAAUUACUACAGUUCCCACCAAGUUGUCCUGCACCAAGAUGUCUUCUCCCUACUCCGUUUCCUCCCCCAGCCCACUCCAUGUACAUAGUCUUCUUCUCGUGGCCAUCAAAUGAAAUUCUGCCUACAAAUUAAGCCUGAGCUGUUGUAUAUUGAGGUGUAUUAUUUACGUCUCGGGUCCAAUCUUUUCCGGUAAAUGACCGUAAAGAUGGUUUAGCAGGUUAACCGGUUAGGUCAGAAGAGUUGAAGGUUGCCAAGCAGAGAGCGGAGGGGGCGGAGGAAUGCAUCCUGGCGAAGUUACGAAGCGUGGCAGUGGUGAGUAAGUUGCAGAGGGAAUUAAGUUCUGUAGUACAUGCAGGCUCCUCUUCUGAGCUCCAAGAGGAGAGACAAAAAUCCGGUUAAGUUCACAUUUGGAGGAGGGACAACAUGGGCUCUGUGCCGGGAGGUUGCCAACUUCCUGAAAUGGAAUGUGUGGGGAAUGGAAAAGGAAUGAAUACGAGUCGCUUUUCGAAUAGGGUCCUUGAAAGGUAUUGAUGAGAGGGAAAAGAUUGACCGCAGAGGGUUUGAAAUGAUUUGGGAAGACAGCUGCGCUCAGUGAUGAGCGCAAGGAUUACAACUUCAGGGGGAAAAAAAAAAAAAAAAGGCACAAAAUAAAUGCAGUUGCAAGUUUA